Messenger RNA from Cariama cristata (Red-legged seriema), 1143 nucleotides. It is a transcript of the gene SLC19A1, whose product is annotated as solute carrier family 19 (folate transporter), member 1. Bases 1 to 1143 code for a protein of 380 amino acids. Gene Ontology annotation, cellular component: plasma membrane; apical plasma membrane; basolateral plasma membrane. The transcript has 7 exons. Gene Ontology annotation, biological process: folate transmembrane transport. The record is from RefSeq and is a predicted model, not a curated record. Gene Ontology annotation, molecular function: folic acid binding; folate:monoatomic anion antiporter activity. Lineage: Eukaryota; Metazoa; Chordata; Aves; Cariamiformes; Cariamidae.
AUGCCUAAGAAGGAUGACGACGCCAAAAAGCUGGCAUCAGAAACGGUGCCGGACCAGCGCUGGAAACUACAAGUCUUCUACCUCUGUUUCUACGGCUUCAUGGUGCAGAUCCGACCUGGGGAGAGCUUCAUCACCCCGUAUCUCCUGGGGGUGGACAAGAACUUCACGCAGGCAGAGGUGUCCAACGUGAUCACACCGGUGCUGACCUACUCCUACAUGGCCGUGCUGGUUCCCAUCUUCCUGGGCGUCUUCACCAGCUCGGUCCUGGGCCAGCUCUGCGUCACCUUGGGUGACGUCUCCUUCCUCACCCUCAACUACAUCUCGUUGGGCUUUGUCAGCUUCGGCCUCGUCCUCACCCUCUUCCUUGAGCGACCCCAACGCAGCCUCUUCUUCAACCGGCCCAAGGGGGCUGAUGAUGGAGCUGCGCCUGCCGAGCUGGACAAGAUGGCCGGGGGGGCGAGGCUGGCCAGGCAACCCCAGCUCCGGCUCUGGUCCUUGUGGUGGAUCUUCAACUCGGCUGGUUACUACCUGAUGCUGUACUACGUGCAGAUCCUCUGGAAUGAGAUCUACCCCACCACGGACAACCGCCAGGUGUACAAUGGAGGGGUGGAUGCUGCCUCCACGCUGUUGGGGGCUGGUGCCUCCUUCGCCGCCGGCUACUUGAAGAUCCGCUGGACGCUGUGGUCGGAGCUGGUGAUCGGGGUGGUGACGGCUUUCCAGGCAGGGCUGCUCCUGCUUAUGAACACCACCAGCAACAUCUGGUUGUGCUACACUGCCUAUGUCCUCUUCCGCAGCUCCUACCAGUUCCUGGUGCCCAUUGCCACUUUCCAGAUUGCUAGCUCCCUCUCCAAAGAGCUCUGCGCGCUCGUCUUCGGGAUGAACACCUUCUUCGGCACCGUGCUGAAGACCAUCAUCACCAUCAUUGUGGCUGACAAGAGGGGCUUGGGCUUAUCUGUGCAUCCUCAGUUUUACGUGUAUUUCGGCUACUUCACGCUGCUGGCGGUGGUCUACUUGCUGUCGGCUGUUUGUGUGGGCCCCGCCCGCCGCAAGCAGCCGGCGGAGCUGGCCUUGGCCAAGGAGCCGUGCCAGCUCCCCGCUGAGGUGCUGGCACAGGAGAAGAGCCCGGAGGCAGAUGCUGUAUGA